GGUAUAAAAGCGUAGUAUACGGCAAGUUGAGAAAUCAGUUAAGGUCGAACUGUUGAGACGGUCGCUGUUAAGAAAAAGUAUAUCCAGUGUUGCUUUGAAAGUCUCUUCUGAGAAUAAAUACUCUACAAAAUGUCGAAGUAUACAAUGCUCAUUUUCGUCUUCCUAUUGGCUACGACCCUUAUUACGGCAGCUCCCAACAGGUGUGGUCGACAUGGUGAUCCCUGCGUGAGCAAUUCUGAUUGUUGCAACAACAUAUCUUGCCACCGAUAUGCGAACAGGUGUCAAGUGGUGAUCACGGAGGCGGAAUUGAUGGCUCAACGGGAGAAGAUCUUAGGUCGGAAAGGAAAGGAUUACUAAGUGACGUUAUUCCCUGACGUGCAUAUAAACAACUAUAUACUCCAGGAUUUCAGAGAAUUCAAAUGAAAAUUUCAAUCGCAGAAACGAGACACAAAUAUGCAUAACACGUGGCUGUAAUACACGAACAAAAAACAAGGACAUGUUUUACGUUGGUGUAAGCAAACAAGUGACUAAUAAAAAGAAGCAAAGAUGAUUUCAAAAGUAGAA
This is a messenger RNA of Osmia bicornis bicornis, 564 nucleotides long. RefSeq names its product omega-conotoxin-like protein 1. The transcript has 3 exons. The coding region runs from base 130 to 357 and encodes 75 amino acids. The record is from RefSeq and is a predicted model, not a curated record. NCBI's taxonomy places the organism in Eukaryota, Metazoa, Arthropoda, Insecta, Hymenoptera, Megachilidae.